Messenger RNA from Cynoglossus semilaevis (tongue sole), 2208 nucleotides. RefSeq lists its product as uncharacterized. The coding region runs from base 219 to 1007 and encodes 262 amino acids. The transcript is spliced from 3 exons. NCBI's taxonomy places the organism in Eukaryota, Metazoa, Chordata, Actinopteri, Pleuronectiformes, Cynoglossidae. The record is from RefSeq and is a predicted model, not a curated record.
GGUGACGACAGAAGUGCAGGUCCAGGCAGGGUCGAUUUGUGACGUUGCGUGUAAGGGGUGUAUCCUUAACUCCUGCCCAUAUCAUUCACUCACACUCACACAGCCAUCCACUCACUGAGACACAGUCGAACAGGAAACAAGAACAAAAGCACCAGAACGAGCGCAGCAGAAGAAACAGCAGGUGAACGACACGACAACAAGACAGACGGGAAAACAAAAUGACAAUCGGCAGGAACUCCAGAAAAAGCUCCACCAGAAGCUCUAUCCGAGCUCCAAAGUUUCUGGAUAAGUCCAGUGGCUUCUACGGCCGCCUCGAUGAGCCUGAAACCACCGCCGGGAUGGAAGAGAUGUUGGUGAACGAGGAAGAGAGAACAAAUGGAACGGGUGACAUAAGUGUGGUGCAGAACUGUGGGGCAGAUGUGAAGGAAGAACCUGAGAUGUUUGACUUCAACGAGGGGUUGAUGGAGGAUGAUGAUGAGAUCCUCCUGCGUAGGAAACCCAGCCGCCGCAGCAGUCGGUGGAGGAGGAGCAGCAGGAGAAAGCAGAAGGACGAGAAGGUCGAGGAGAACAAGAGGCCAAGCCUGGGCACAGACACUCAGGACCUGGAGGCCACCAGGGUGAGGGUGGAGGUGGAGGUGGAGAGAAUGAAGAGGAUGGAGUUAGUUAAGGAGAUGUCUGGGAAAGGAAAGGAGUCGGCACUCGUUCACUUCCCUGUACGGGAGGAUCAGGACGACCAGGUCCUGAUCAGAGACAAGACGAGAGCAGACGACGAAGAGGAGGAGGUGAAGAAGAUGAAGAAAGAGCAGGAGCAAGGAUUGAAGGCAGUGAAGAAAGUCACUGUGAACAAUUAUCGUAAGGCCUUGGACCGAGCCUUCCGUCGUGGCUGGGAGGCUUUCAUCACCAACCUGUACAGUGUCACACUGACACCUGUGACAUCAUCACCACCACUUUCACCGUCUCUAAAGAAGAAGCAACAACACAACGUUGUACUAGCCGACCUCAGAUAGAGUUCUGACUCAACAACAGGGAUUGUUUUCUAAUAAUUACAUUCUUUGAAUCAGAACUGCUUGAAUCUGUGACAUCUUCUUUGGCCUGAAGACUUCAAUGGCACUUUAAUGGUCAUUUAAUUAUCUGCCUGUGUCCUACAUUAGAUCUCAGGGAUAGUAAUUAUUUAUAUGAGUUAUUGAGUCUUAAUUACUCACAGUUACAUGUACUGCCUCUUAUCGUGAUGGUGGAGAAAAGCACAGUUUUAUUGUCAAAGCCAGAGUUGUUGAUUUUACAUUGAAGUCCAGGGCACUGGUUGUUGUUAUGGUCCAAUAUCUUUAUGCGACUGAGUUCAACUAACUGUGGUUUCAGUCGACGUCUUAACGUCUCAGCUCUGGACACCCAGUCCACGACUAAGAGCUCGGAGAACCAAUUGAUCCCUUCUUCCUUUAAUUCUUACACAAUGAAACCAGUGGUGUUGAAGUGUGAGCUGAAGGAAGAGAACCUUUUCUACAGUAGCAAUGACUGAACAUUUUUAUACAGCAAAAACUGCAUCUUAGUGUCAAUGGUGUUCAAUUGCACUAACAGGUGAAAUGAAUCCACAGAGGGAUUCAUUUCAAAAAUGGUAAAAGUGACUUCCUCUUACAGGUGUCAUGUCUGUGUGGACUACACACCGCCAGCAUGGGUUACAAAGUCUAUAUGGGAAAAGAGUGUGGGCCACAUUUGGUUAUCACUUUACAUCUUUUUGAAUUCUUUUAUUUAUUUAUUUUCACAUGUGUCCAUGUUUGUGUGCACACUAAGAAUUUUACUCAUUUUCAUUGCCGUGAGUGUUCCAAUGAAGGUGGUUUUCCCUGAAGGAACAAAGUUUUUGAGAGAAAAAGGAAAUAUUUACCGGUUUGAUUGCUAGCAACAACAUUUACUACCUUUACAAUUGUGUACAUUUAAACUGCGGUACUUUACAUGUAGCAUAGCGUUUAGUAAAUAUAUUGAUACAUUUUAUAUUAAAAGUGCCUUUCAAAGCACCCAAAGACACUUGGGUAUGACAAGAAUGACUAACUGUAGCUAAAUGAAAUUGUUUCCAUUAUUAGUGUUAACUUUCUCCUGCCCACUAUGUGUCUAAUGUGAUCCAAUGUUUAUUUGAUUGUAAUAAUUGUAUAACUUGCUCUUUAAAUUGUGACAGAAACACUUUUCUAAGAGUAAAUAAAGACUGAAUUGUUUCUACUA